AUGGAAUCAAUAAUUCCAACGCCAAGUAUUGACCAAGUUUUGCAGAGUCUUGCAAGUAAUGCUCUUUCAUCAACAUCAGCGCAAGAUUCGGAAGAGGAUCAACCAGGAGGAAGAUUAGAAAUUGUAAAUUUGGACAGUAGCGACGAUUCUGAAAGUGAAAAAGGAAAUGCUGCUGCCAAAAAUAAUAAAAUUGUUUUUAAUCAACUGUCAAGGCCAAAUAAACGUAAAUUACCUCUUGUCACAGACCAAGCAAGAUUAAAUGUUAUAAUGGAUAAAAAUCGUUCGGCUUAUUUGAGAGAAAAGUUUCAGCUGAAUCAAAAGAAUAAUUUAAGAACAAUUUAUCGAAUUAACCAUUCAAACAAUAGAAUUAUUCAAAAGCCAUAUCAACCACCAACUUCAAAUACCUCAACUUUUUCAUCAAACUAUGCGCCAAAAACAGUUUCUGAAAUGUUAAAUGAUUUGGUUAAUAUGUCUGUUGAUAAAACUUUGGAAAAUUCUGCUUCUUUACAAGAACAAUCUUCAAACAACAAUAAUAAUUUGCGUUUUGUGCCUGCAACACCUGAAGAAUCGUCAUUGCUUGUUGCUGCUCCUCCACAAUUGGAACCUCAAGAACACGUUAUUGAAUCUAGUAAAAAUAGUAAAGCAACAUCUUUAGAUGGAUCUAAUUUUGAACAAUCGACUUCGAAUUAUCAGCAAUCACAAGCGAAUUCCUCGGAUGAUGAUGAUAUUCAAGUUAUUAGUGAUAAUAACAAUAUUGUUGAUGAUUGUGAGAUGCAGGAAAAUUUACAAGACGAAUCUGAAAUCGUUGGUACUUCUAAUGAUGCUGGUUUAGAUGCUACACCUUUUUGUAAAAAUUGUGCUAGUGAAGUUCCUUUGAUUAUUAAGCGUUUGGAUCGUUUGGACGGUAUGGUGGAUAAAAUGAUUAAAUUGGUUAAGAACUCACUUUCAAGCCCUGCAAAUCAUUGA
Molecule: messenger RNA, 966 nt
Organism: Meloidogyne enterolobii
Lineage: Eukaryota; Metazoa; Nematoda; Chromadorea; Rhabditida; Meloidogynidae
Source: the annotation of a GenBank genome assembly